AUGGACGAUACAAAGCUGCGACUUGAGCUGAGAAAGUUCAAGGUUUGCGUGCCUCCAUGUCUCACCGAUGCAGCCAGAUGUCGAUUCAAAGGCAAAUUGCGAAAAAUGCGCGAUGUUGGAGUCGAAUUUUCAGCCGAACUUAUCGAAGCAAUUCACACAGUGGAUAUUCGUGGGCCACCUACUGGGGAGAAUAAUUUACGAAACAAAGUUUGCAACGAUUCCCGCACUCCUGGAAAAGAUCCCAAACGAUUUUUCAAUUACCUCCUCCUUGAUCCGCGGAAGACAAACAAUCUGACAAGAAGAGUUCAGCAAAAUCCGAAUCUGUCCAGUGUCGAUAUUUUGAAAUGUUUCAUGAAAUCAAUUUUCUACGUAGGAAAAGGCACUGGUACUCGGGCGCACGCGCACAUCAAGGAAGCGAUGGACUUCAGUUCCAAGAAGCCUGGUUACAAGAUGAAACUGAAAACCAUUCAAGAGAUUUUUGCUACGCCGAGGUCGAAUGUUCAACCCAACGAGGAGCAAAACUAUGGCCUGCUGGUUUGCGAAUUCUCGAAAAAUAUUAGCAACGCUCAGGCGCUCAAUCAAGAAGCUGCUAUGAUCGAAGGAAUGGCUUCAUUUAUCUCCGUUUUUUAG
Molecule: messenger RNA, 630 nt
Organism: Oikopleura dioica
Lineage: Eukaryota; Metazoa; Chordata; Appendicularia; Copelata; Oikopleuridae
Source: the annotation of a GenBank genome assembly